AUGAUUUCAACAAUCGGCACAACAACAAUUCAAACAACUACAGCACCAAACUCGCUAGUUAUGAAUCCAACAUCUAUGUUAGUAGAGAUGAAAAACUUCAUUCCUUCUUCAUAUACUUUCGAAACAAAAAUCCAGAAGAUAAAGCAAGAACUUUUAACAAGUAAUUUAGACUGUAGUGCGAAAGAUGAAACAAAUGAACAGUAUCUUUAUGAAAUGCAGGACAUUAUUGACCAUUUACCCAAAUUGCCUGAAAUCCAACAACAAAAACUAACCAUUCCCGAAUUUGACGAAAUAGAAGUCAAAGCAACUGACUCAGUAGAAAUAAAGAAGUUCAUACGAAAGGUAAAUUAUGAAUUCCUUGGUUUUCAUUGCAACCAUAA
Molecule: messenger RNA, 380 nt
Organism: Trichomonas vaginalis G3
Lineage: Eukaryota; Parabasalia; Trichomonadida; Trichomonadidae
Product: organellar and viral DNA polymerase type B
Exons: 1
Source: RefSeq, a predicted model, not a curated record